AUGACCUCUGCUAAUGAUACUGGAAUCGUCUUGUACCACUAUAGCUUCUCGCCGUACGCACGCCGGGUGGUAUGGUACUUGGCUUUGCGGGGUAUCUCGUAUGCACAAUGUAUUCAACCUCCCAUUUUACCUCGUCCAGAUCUCAACAUGCUGGGGGUCAACUAUCGGCGGAUCCCCGUCCUCGCCAUCGGGCGCGACAUCUAUCUUGAUACCCGUCUUAUACUCUCCAAACUCGAAGCGCACUUCCCUUAUCCUGUUUCCACGAUCCCCGACUCCCAGAUCUUCACGCCGACGUCAACCCUGACGCUCGACCAACGCGCACUCAGCUAUCUACUCGCCCGCUGGACUGCCAGCCCGGAAGUUUCUACAGCAGCCGCAGGAUGCAUUCCGACCAAUUUGCCAAUAUUCGAGGAUGCAAAGUUCGUGAAAGACAGAGAGGAACUGUUCGGGAGAAGUUGGAAAAAAGAAGAUCUUGAAAAAGGAAGAGCGGUAGCGGUGUCUGGGAUGCUCUCCGCAUUCGAGUUCGUGGAAGGUUUGUUUGGGGACGGAAGGCAAUGGAUUCUGGGGACGAAGAACGUCAGUGUAGGGGAUAUCGAAGCUAUCAGACCAUUUCACUGGCUCACAAACAUGCCAGGAGCUCUCUCUCCUGUUCUCAUCUCGCCUACGCAAUUUCCUGAAACCUUCAAUUGGAUCUCCCGCUUUGACCAACUCGUCAAAACCGCUCAGAACACUCUCCCACCGAUCACAAGGCUGAACGGACCAGACGCAUCCAAGCGUAUCCUCUCUUCCGACUAUGUUGACAGCAAACUAGCCACUGGGUCUGUUCCUGGCGUAAAGAUGGGAGAAGCUGAUCCUAGUGGGUUGAAGCCUGGCGAAGAGGUUAGUCUGUCGCCAACCGAUACCGGCGUGAAUCAUAAGGACGUGGGCAAGCUGGUGUGGUUAGAUGGGGAGGAGAUUGUUCUCGAGAAGAAGAGGGAGGAGGGAGUCACUAUUAGAAUCCAUGCUCCUCGGCAUGGGUUCAAGGUAGUCAGGGCGGGUGCUAGUGAGGAGUCGUAA
Molecule: messenger RNA, 1056 nt
Organism: Stereum hirsutum FP-91666 SS1
Lineage: Eukaryota; Fungi; Basidiomycota; Agaricomycetes; Russulales; Stereaceae
Exons: 3
Coding region: 1-1056 (351 amino acids)
Source: RefSeq, a predicted model, not a curated record